ACCGGAAGAAACAAUGGCUCAGAAGGGCUAUGUAUUGAGAUCUUUGAGUGAUCGUGAUCUGUUAUUGAAGAGAAGGUGCGAGAAGUGCGGAGUUUCCUGCAAGAACGGCAACCUCCUCCCUGAGAAUGUAGACCCCCAUGCAAAUGAAGUCAUUCUUCUUCCGAACACGAAAGCCCCCUCAUCGGCACCUAAGCCACACACAGCUCCACCAGAGGUAAAAUUCAACGAAGUUAAGAGUCUACGAGACAUCCGAUGCCGAUUCCAUCCUGGCCACUACAGCUCUGCAUCGCGAGGAAAGCCAAAGCAAUGGACUUGCUGCGGACAAACCAACGGAGCAAAAGUAGCCAGCCCUUGUCGAGGCUGUAAAUGGCAUGUCCCCAAAUCAACUAGUCUAGCAGAGCUCAGAAAAAAAUUCGGAUACCGCGCAACACCUCAGUUGCCGAAUGACGGCAGAGCAGAAUCGAUUGCAGUCGCAAUCGACUGUGAGAUGGGCACCAGCGUUGAAGGAGAUUCUGAACUCAUCCGAGUCACUGUGAUUGACUACUUUACUGCAGCCAGACUGCUCGAUACCUUGGUCUAUCCCGCCGUGCCAAUGGCACAUUUCAACACAAGAUUCUCGGGCGUCACUCGCAAGGAUAUGGAAUCUGCUCGACGGGAGAAGAGGUGUAUAAUGGGGCGAGAACGCGCCCGGGCAGCUGUCUGGAAACACGUCGGGCCAGCUACUAUUGUUAUCGGUCAUGCCGCAAACAACGAUCUCGCUGCCUUGCGAUGGAUACAUAUGCAGGUCAUUGAUACGCUGUUGAUUGCGCAACAAAUUACCAACGAAACAGUGUCGCAAACUCAGGAGGACGAGGCUGCAGAGGAGAUGAGAGCUUAUGACAACGAUGAAGACGACGAAGAAAGAGAAGGAGGUCAAAAAAAGGGGAAGGGCCCUAACGAUGUUACAGAAGAUAUGAUAAACUCUCUAGUCAGGGAUAUUGGUCUGGGGGCAGACAGAGGGCCUGCACCCGCACCGAAAAAGCAUGCCAAAGGAGAGGGUCCACACACUCUCAAGACUCUCUGCCGAGUACACCUUGGCAGGGAGAUACAAUCAAAGCAGAGUCGAGGCCAUGACAGCUUUGAAGACGCUCUCGCCGCGCGAGAUCUAGCACACUUCUUUGUCUCGAGCAAACUGGCUAGAGGUGAUGUCGUUGGAAAAGCCCAGCCUAUGUCCGCUCAAGCGGUGGCUCAAAUCUGA
Pseudovirgaria hyperparasitica is the source of this 1237-nucleotide messenger RNA. RefSeq lists its product as uncharacterized. Gene Ontology annotation, cellular component: nucleus. Lineage: Eukaryota; Fungi; Ascomycota; Dothideomycetes; Acrospermales; Acrospermaceae. The coding region runs from base 14 to 1237 and encodes 407 amino acids. The transcript is spliced from 3 exons. The record is from RefSeq and is a predicted model, not a curated record. Gene Ontology annotation, molecular function: exonuclease activity; nucleic acid binding. Gene Ontology annotation, biological process: rRNA processing; ribosomal large subunit assembly.